UAUGAUUUUCGAAUGAUAGGUACUGGACAUUGCCUGUGUCUUGUCCUCCUUAUAGUUCAUUCGUGUGUAUUCUGACUCAAUAAACAUUAGUGACUGAAUGACUUGCCAAAGAUAACAGUUCCCGUCUCAAGCAGAUCACACAUUGAAGGAGAGGUAGACUCUUACAAAACGCAAUGUUAUUUACAUAAUAAACAAAAUCAUGUGCAUGUCACGUGGUAGUACUCAUCCUGGGGCCCUGAGGGGGGAUGGUAUGAUCGUCCAGUUCUGAAGGCAGAGUACUGCUUUGUUUUAAGGAAUGUGAUACAGUUUAAAUAAGGUUUCUGAGGAAUGUGCCAAACAUCUCUUUUGCCUGUUUCUUGUGUCCCUUGCUGCGGUUUCCAGAACUAUGAAAUAUGUUAUCAAAAGACAUGUUCACAAUUUUUCCUUUGUUUGCACGAGGCUGUGCCGGAGACGAAAGGACUUACAUGGAGUUAAGUAGCAGAGGGGAAAAAAGGGAGUGCCAUAAACCUUCUGUUCAACUGUUAGAAUUUUAACUUUCCCACGCAGCUGAGAAGACUCAGUAUGAAUGGAUCUCCAUCUCAGCAUAAUUUUCACAAAACAAAGAAAAGGAAAAAUGGAAAAUAAAAUAAGCCAAUGCAGAAAAUAAUAAAUAUAUAUGCGUGAACACAUAAAACCAGGAAAAAGCAUUUUUCAAUCUGUUGGUGGCCACAUGGUGGCGCUGCAGGCUAAAGAGACGCAAGGAAAAUUUAACUGAGGCUGCACCCAAAGUCACAAGACAAAAAAAGGAAAAUCCUGACCGCUGGGACAAAAGCUGAGGGUCCUCAAGACUGAGGAAGGAAGAAAAUAUCCUAGAUCCUUCCAUCUAAGUGGAGCGUCUGAGGUUUACGACUGCUGAGAGCUGUGGCUGGGACCUGUAGUAAGGAAAGAAGAAACCAUGGCAGCCAGAGGGUCACGCUUCCCCAGACAAAGGCAAGUGCUAUUAUUUCUCUUUCUGUUCUGGGAACUGUGUUUGGCAGGCUCUGAGUUUGCACGUUAUUCUGUAACCGAGGAAACAGAAAGGGGAUCCUUUGUGGCGAAUCUGGCAAAGGAACUAGGUCUAGGGGUGGAAGCGCUGGCUGCAAAGAGAGCUAGGGUGGUUUCUGAUGAUAACAAACAGCGUUUGCUCCUGGAUUUUCACACUGGAGAUUUGCUCACAAACGAGAAACUGGACCGGGAGAAGCUGUGUGGCUCCACAGAGCCCUGCAUACUCUAUUUCCAAAUUUUAAUGGAUAACCCCUUUCAGAUUUACCGGGCUGAGCUGAGAAUCGUGGAUAUAAAUGAUCACUCACCCGCCUUCCAGGACAAAGAGAUGAUUUUAAAAAUACCAGAAAGCACAGCAGUAGGAGUGACAUUUCAGUUACAAAGAGCACUAGACUCAGAUGCAGGACGCAAUGGCAUCCAAAACUACACCAUCAGCCCCAACUCGCCUUUUCAUAUUACAAUUCAUGACAACAACGAAGGGGUGAUAUACCCAGAGCUGGUGCUAGACAAACCUCUAGAUUGGGAAGAGGAGCAGGAGUUCAGGUUAACACUCACCGCAUUUGAUGGCGGAUCUCCACCCAGGUCAGGAACAGCCACUGUACGUAUUCUGGUCUUGGACAUCAAUGACAAUGCCCCGCAGUUUUCCCAGGAACUUUAUCAAACCCAGGCUCCAGAAAAUAGCCCAGUAGGACUUCCUCUUGUUAAAGUCUCUGCAGAAGAUGUGGACUCAGGAGUCAAUGCAGAAAUAUCCUAUUCGUUUUUUGAUGCUUCCGAAGAUAUUCGAGCAACCUUUCAAAUCAACCCUUUCUCUGGGGAAAUCGUGCUCAAAGCCUUGCUUGAUUAUGAGUUAGUAAAGUCCUAUAAGUUAAAUAUACAGGCAGUUGAUGGUGGAGGCCUUUCUGCUAAAUGUACGGUUUUAGUUCAUGUUUUAGACAUCAAUGACAACUCCCCAGAACUGACCAUAUCAUCACUAGUCAACGAAGUUGUUGAGAACUCUCCCGAAACCGUGCUGGCGGUUUUUAGGAUCAACGACAGAGACUCUGGAGAAAAUGGAAAGACCGUUUGCUACAUUCAAGAAAAUCUGCCUUUCCUUCUAAGACCUUCAGUAGACAAUUUUUACAUCCUAAUGACAGAAGGAGCUCUGGACAGAGAGACCAGAUCACAAUACAACAUCACCAUCACAGUCACCGACAUGGGCACACCCAGGCUCACAACCCAGCACACCAUAACAGUGCAGGUCUCUGACGUCAACGACAACGCCCCCGCCUUCACACAAAGCUCCUACACCCUGUUUUGUUCUGUGUCUGAUGGACCCUUUCCUGGCCACCUGGUGGAUGUCAGUGGGGCGGGGACCUUGUCACAGAGCUACCAGUAUGAGGUAUGUCUAAUGGGAGGCACUGGCACAAAUGAGUUCAAAUUCCUGAAGCCAGUUUCUCCCAAUCUACCACUCCAGUUCCCCAGGAAAGACAUGAAGGAAAGUCCCACUUUACGCAAUAGUUUUGGGUUAUUUAGUGACAGCAGCUGAUGCUAUAUUUCAUUUUAUAACUAUCCCAAAACAAUAUGUAUUUCUCCCAAUUUGCAUGAUCUUCAAAUCUCCUAGUGUUUGCAUUUAGUUAUGUCCCUCCCUUUUCUCAUUUUAUAUCAGUACUUGUAAUUAGAUGGUAAUGUUUAAACUGUGGCCUAUUCUGUAGGAUAUCCUAACUGGUAAAACAAUUCACUUCCUUAAACCACACAAAACCACUCCAUCUGUCUUUCCCAGCUGUACUUUUACCUCCGCUUUGCUUCGAUGAAAUAAACAAACCACUUCAAAAGUGGUUGAAACCUUCAGGCGUUAUCUUUCCUUCACUCUCUUUUCGUACUUUUUCUUGAGGCUUAUUAUUGUGGAUGCUAUUUUCAAGUAAGUUUAUUUUAAAACCACUCUAGUUUAGAUGUUAUGUUUGAAGGUUUGUUACUGUUCAGUAUAUUGAUAUAUUGGAAAAUCUAUACUGUGAUCCAACCAUUAGGCCCGUUAAAAAGGAGCCUAUAGUGGGUCUGGGGAUGGCUCAGUGAUAGGUUCCCAGAUAAAUGACAGCACAGAAUAAACAAGCGGGGACAGUGAUAAUCUUAAUAACUCUGCCGUAUGCGUUCUGGAAGGUGACUGGGGAGGCACAUGAAUACUGUGGCCACUUAGAGAAUCCUGGAAUAUGAGGCCUUAAUUUUACUAAUGUCUUACUAAUGUCAAAGGUCAGAAUGUAAGUCAGGUGUACACAAGUACCCAAACAGUAGUUUGGAUAGGAGAAAACAAGCUUGUGAGAUAAUAUAUAAUUUUGAUUAUUUUCUUCCUGAAAUAAACAAGCAUUACUGAGUGCUGAUUCACAUGUAAAGUUAUGCUGCGUGAAUUUUCCAACAUUCAAACCUAGAAGAAAGAAAUAUUUUGUGCUCUGUACUUAGUCUAUUUGUGAGCUUGAAAUUUCCUAUAUUAUUCUAUCGCUUAAACUUUCUGAUAUGGUCACAAGACACCAAGUAGGUCCCAAACUCUACUAAGGAGUACCAGCCAAAAGUUUGGUGACCACUUUUUUUGGAUGUAUAAAAGUGUUAUAUAUGUGUAGUUUCAAGAGAUUACUAUUUAGGUUCUAAUUUUUAAAAAAAUUAAACUCAACCAACACAGA
Messenger RNA from Microtus ochrogaster (prairie vole), 3668 nucleotides. Its product is annotated as protocadherin beta-18-like. The transcript is spliced from 3 exons. The record is from RefSeq and is a predicted model, not a curated record. Gene Ontology annotation, biological process: homophilic cell-cell adhesion. Gene Ontology annotation, cellular component: plasma membrane. NCBI's taxonomy places the organism in Eukaryota, Metazoa, Chordata, Mammalia, Rodentia, Cricetidae. Gene Ontology annotation, molecular function: calcium ion binding. Bases 935 to 2545 code for a protein of 536 amino acids.